This is a messenger RNA of Pollicipes pollicipes, 1592 nucleotides long. RefSeq lists its product as uncharacterized. Bases 328 to 927 code for a protein of 199 amino acids. The transcript is spliced from 4 exons. Gene Ontology annotation, cellular component: membrane. The record is from RefSeq and is a predicted model, not a curated record. NCBI's taxonomy places the organism in Eukaryota, Metazoa, Arthropoda, Thecostraca, Pollicipedomorpha, Pollicipedidae.
GGGUGCCGGAGGUGAGAUAGGGGCCGGUACUUAAGCCCUCCCCAGGCGGUCGCUAGUCCCUCCCUCCCUUCCGUCAGAGCAGCUCGCGGCAGCCCGCAUCCGGUCGGAACAGCGGCCAAGUGUUCAGAGCAGGCCUGCAAGCGUCACAUCGGCGAAAGUGCGCUGGAACGGGACAGCAAGGUGCUUGAAGUUCGCUGUAACAGUGUCGGGUGGAUCGGACUCGAAGCUCGGGCUGUUAGGAGCGCGUCGGAGCAGGAUCUUGAGCCGUCCAGAACGGGGCGGAUCAGGCGGCACACCUGUCAGCAAGGCUCAAGGCUGCCUCUCGAGAUGGCGACCCUGAGGAGCGGGCUGCUGUCGCUGCUGCUGGUCAGCACGCUGAGCGGCAUGCUGACCGGCUGCGCGGCCGACAUCAUCGAGAAUUUCGAGAACGGCAUGGGCAGCAACUGGAAGACCUGGUCAGACGACAACGGCGGGCACUGGCUCUGGAGGAACGCCUCCGACCUGGACAUGCCGCAGAGACCUGACGGCGACUCGGGCGUCACCAUGGUCUUCCCCAACGAGGGAAAGGACUCGGCGGCUGCCCAUCUCUACAGUCCGUUGCUGACCUUCCCGGCCGGAGCCAAGAUCAAACUGAGCUACUGGAUCCGGUCGAUGUAUAUCGGAGCAGCUAACCUGAUCCUGAAGAGGGUGGAGGGCGGCCAGGAGCUGAACCCGUUCCUCGAUCUCUCCUCCUACGCCACACCCGACAACAACGAGUGGCGUCAGGCCGAGGCUGAUGUGCCGGCGUCGCAGACUACCCAGUCCAGGAUCUGCAUUUUCGGCUUCCGACGCAACCACAAGCUGGAUGCCAUCGCCGUGGACAACCUGGUGUUGACGGGAGUGGACGGGUCCGAGACCAGCAUCCCGCUCCACCCGGCCGCGGUCUGAGACCACAGGAUGUGACCCACCGGAUGUUGAUAGACCCCCGUGCCUUCUCACAUCCCGACACAUGUGUUAUUAGGAGAUGUAGGUUCUGGCAACAGUUUCAAGUGAGUCGGUUCGAAUGACAACAGCCGAGAACAUCAUGCGUUCGGUAUUGCGCCUGCCGGCGGGUUCAUAUUAGAAUACUUUCCAAAAUAAGACAGACGUCAUCAAUGGUUGAAUAUAUUGUGUCCGCUUGGUGUCGAAAUGGGACAUUACAUGUAAUUUCCAUGUCUAAGUCAAGUAACGUCUGAUUCCAGUUAAAAACACUUCAAUGAAUCCCCGCUGGGCCGAUGAGACUGAUAACAAUAUUACUGAGAACAAUAUUACUGUGCAAGUCGACUCAUAUCAUUCGUGCCAAAAGACACAUCAAGCUGAUUGCGGCAAACAUGCUCGAGUGAAUUCUGACUCGGUAACAAUCAUACUUUCUGAAGAUAUUUGAUUGGAAUCAUACCUGAUCGUGCACACAGUCAGGGAGGGAAUACCGCCUACUCCCUCCCCUCAGGUCAACAAUUUUGUGAUAUUUUACCGCCGUACGUGCCCUGUGAUGGGGGUUUAAAAUCAGUGCACACUGGAUUCGAAAAUGAAGUGAGAUUAUCAAUUAAACCAAUACAUUCAAACGAGUUGAAUUC